AUGCCAGUGCCGGCGACCGCGUGGCCAACUCUCUCAGGAGGGGCUGGCCGCACGGCACCCGCAGACACCACAGCCAGACUAUUGAACGCCAACCACGACAUAAAGCAGUUACUAUCUUAUAUAGAUAAGCAAGCAGGGCACCGUGUGCCCACCCAGAUCGAGGAACUUACUGGGGACCUCCUUAAGAACCCCCUGGGUGCUGACUGGCCUUCGCCAGGAAACGCUGGAGAUGAGAAAAGACCUUACUGCAGUGAGAGCAGUGGCCGAACGGCAUCUGCCAACUCGGAUGAGCACAGGCAGCUGGGCAGACAUCGCGAGAGCGGCGCCAGCCCCAGCGUACCAUCUGUCGUCUCAUGGCUCUGCAUCGUCUGCGACCGCGGCGUCCGCCUCAACGACCCUGAGGCAGUCAACCGUUACCGACGCGAAACGCCUGUCGAGAUGACUGCCAAGGCAAACCGGCUGCGUGAGCGAGCAGCCAAGACCAUUGGGUCCGCGCCACUGGCCUCUGUGCGCUUCCUAGCAGCCCGCCAGCUGAGGUCUGGCGAUCUCCGCUUCACUGCGAGGACAGCAAAGGAAGCUGAAAUCCUGCGGGCUGGUGCACUCUCUAGGGAAGAAAGCAGAGGUGCUGCUUCCAACCUGGGGUAUCGUGAUCCACGAUAUCAAUGUUCGCUCGCUGGGGGUGAACACGCCACGGACAGAGGAUCUACAGGGCGUAUUGGGGAGAGGCAGAGAUCACUCGACUGUCGUGGUAAGUCGGGAUCGCUGGUAGCGGAGUUCACAUCGCCACUACCAGCCAACACGGCCAUCGAUAGGGGAGUCUUCUGGGAUGGGAGCUGCUUGACUGCUGUGAUAUAUAAUCGGGCAAUCUGUGUACAUCAGUGUCACAACUAUCAGAAAUAUGGUCAUAUAGGAGCCACCUGCCCGAAUAUGUCUCCAACCUGCGUGUAUUACGCCGGCGGACACUUGUCUCAGAAUGUGCUAACUGUAGGAGCACACACGCCGGCUAACGACUGCCCUGACCGGCUGCGCGAGGUCGACAAAAUGAAGGAGAUGGCGGGAUAUCGACCGCGAUACCACCUGGUUCCGGCUCACUUCUCCGCUAACACACCAUCUAUGGUGCUGCAGCCGUCACCAGCCAGUUUGUGGGGCACGCCGGUCGAGCAGUCAUCAUCAAGUGAGGGCAGUGGCACUAGGGGUAGCGACCUGACCACUGCCGGAAGCGAAAGCGAAAGCGCCGCACAGACACAGGACUCGACUAGCCCACAAGCAAUUCAGUCUAGCCUGCAAGCUAUCCAGCGGGCGCGAACAAAAGGAAAGGAAACGGAAAGGAGGACCACCACUCAGUCAGGGGCCAAGGUGUCCAGGAGCGGCCUCCAGCGGCAGCAGCAGCUAUCUGCCAGCGAGUCUAUAGAUGUGGACAUGAUAACAGAAGUAGUCUGCCCGGUAGAGGACACCACAUAG
This is a messenger RNA of Penicillium taxi, 1461 nucleotides long. RefSeq lists its product as uncharacterized. The transcript is spliced from 7 exons. NCBI's taxonomy places the organism in Eukaryota, Fungi, Ascomycota, Eurotiomycetes, Eurotiales, Aspergillaceae. The record is from RefSeq and is a predicted model, not a curated record. Bases 1 to 1461 code for a protein of 486 amino acids.